Messenger RNA from Trichogramma pretiosum, 2013 nucleotides. RefSeq names its product zinc finger protein 62-like. Lineage: Eukaryota; Metazoa; Arthropoda; Insecta; Hymenoptera; Trichogrammatidae. Gene Ontology annotation, biological process: regulation of DNA-templated transcription. The record is from RefSeq and is a predicted model, not a curated record. Gene Ontology annotation, molecular function: DNA-binding transcription factor activity, RNA polymerase II-specific; RNA polymerase II cis-regulatory region sequence-specific DNA binding. Bases 86 to 1879 code for a protein of 597 amino acids. The transcript is spliced from 3 exons.
CGUAGUGCUCUUCGCCAGUUUUCCCGUGUAAUUAGUUCGAUCAUCGUUGCAGAAUUAAUUGUUAUCAAAAUUUCAAGGUAUAAAGAUGGAAUCCAGUGGUUCGUUCAAUUGCGCUGUCAGAGUCAAAGAGGAAUGUUAUGAUGAGUCUCGAGGUAAAAAUGAUUAUGAUAUGAUUGACGAAAACCCCGAUAUAAAAAACUUUCAACUCUUAUCAUUUCCGCAAGAAAAUUUAAUCCAUACCUUUCGAAAAAGUGACUUGAAUCAUCCACGUGAAUUUAAUAACGAUGUUGAAUUAGUCGUUGAAUGUGAAGACGUCAAGCCCAACAUUAAUUUAUUAGCAGUUAAGAAAAUUGAAGAAGAUUCUCAAAAUGGCUUGAAGGACAUGGAGUACAAUGAUGUUUAUACAACUCAAAACUUGAUUAAAAUGGAACCAACGGAGGAAGUACAACAUGCAUCUUUUGUGAACACCGCAGAAGAAUCGAAUUUGAAUUCAGACUGUAAACGUGGCGAGCAAAAAAAAACAAGAAAAAUAACGAAAGAGUUGAGCAACGAACAUAACCUCAAAAGACACCGAGGUACGGUGCAUAAUGAUACAAAUUACGGAUGUGAAACAUGCGGAAAAUAUUUCUCAACUAACAGCAGUCUGAAAAGGCAUAUCCUAUCAAUACAUCAUGGUAUUACCCACUCAUGUGAUAAAUGCGGAAAGUCUUUUACUCAAAAAGGUUAUCUCAAAGGCCACAUUGAGGCAGUCCACAAGGGCUUCACAAAUGCCUGUGAUAUAUGUGGAAGGACAUUCUCAGACAAGAGUAAACUCCGAAAACACAUCGAUUCGAUGCAUAAUGGUGUCAGAUAUGCAUGCGACAUUUGCGGAAAUGUGUUCAAACGAAAAGAGGAUCUCAAAACCCACAUCGAGUCGGUGCAUCAAAAAAUCAGGCAUCCAUGUGAUAUAUGCCAAAAGACAUUCUCACAAAAAGGUUAUCUCAAAACUCACAUCGAUUCGGUGCACAACAAAAUCACGCAUGCAUGUGAUAUAUGCCAAGAGACAUUCACACAGAAAACGAAUCUCAAAACCCACAUCGAUUCGGUACAUCGUAAAAUAAGGCAUGCAUGCGAUAUAUGCCAAAAGACACUCUCAGACAGGAAUAGUCUCAGAAAGCACAUCGAUUCAGUGCAUAAUAAAAUCACGCAUCCAUGCGAUACAUGUCGAAAGUCAUUCACAACUAAAGUUAGUCUCAGAAUUCACAUCGAUUCAGUGCAUUAUAAAAUCAUGCAUCCAUGUGAUAUAUGCCAAAAGACAUUCUCAAACAGGAGUAAUCUCAGAAAGCACAUCGAGUCGGUGCAUAAUGGUGUCAGUCACGCAUGUAAUAUUUGCGGAAAUGUUUUUAAACGAAGAGGCAAUCUCAAAACUCACGUCGAUUCGGUGCAUCAAAAAUUCACGCAUCCAUGUGAUAUAUGCCAAGAGAUAUUCACACAGAAAACGAAUCUCAAAAGACACAUCAAUUCGGUACAUCGUAAAAUCACUUAUCCAUGCGAUAUAUGCCAGAAAAUAUUUACACAAAAAGAUAUUCUCAAAAGCCACAUCGAGUCUGUGCAUAAUGGUGUCAGACAUGCAUGCGACAUUUGCGAGAAUAUCUAUAAACAUAGAAGCGAUCUCAAUAAACACAUCGAUUCGAAGCAUAAUGGUGUUAGACAUGCAUGUGAUGUAUGCCAAAAGACGUUCGCACAAAAAAUUAGUCUCAAAGUCCAUAUCCAUUCGGUGCAUAAUAAAAUUAUUACGUACACAUGUGAUAUGUGCCAAAAGACGUUCUCAUACAAAAGUGGUCUAAAAAAACACAUCGUUUCGAUGCAUAAUGGUGUUGGACAUGCGUGUGGUAUAUGACAAAAGACAUUCUCACACAAAGUUGGUCUCAAAAAACACAUCGAUUCAGUCCAUAUUGGCGCCACCACUUUUGCAUGUGGUAUUUACGGUAUGAAAUCCUCAAGAAAGGAUACACUCAAAAAGCACAUCGAUUC